Molecule: messenger RNA, 870 nt
Organism: Rotaria sordida
Lineage: Eukaryota; Metazoa; Rotifera; Eurotatoria; Philodinida; Philodinidae
Source: the annotation of a GenBank genome assembly
AUGGCUGACGACGAAGAAGAAGUGGGCGAAGAAGAAAAUACAAAUAAUUUAGGCUCUUAUGAAGGUGAUCGUAAUGAAAAAAAUGAACGUCAUGGUUUUGGAAAAGCUACAUUGCCUAAUGGAGAUACAUAUGAAGGUCAAUAUCAAAAUGGAAAACGACAUGGUACUGGAACAUAUCGAUUUUCAAAUACUGCACGUUACAUAGGUGAUUAUGUGAAAAAUAAACGCCAUGGUAAAGGUAUAUUUUACUAUCCAGAUGGCUCAAAAUAUGAUGGCGAUUGGAAUGAAAAUGUUCGCGAAGGUUAUGGUACAUAUACAUAUCCUAAUAAUGAUACUUAUGAAGGUGAAUGGAAGAAUCAUCAAAGACAUGGCAAAGGAACAUAUACUUAUGCAGCUACAAAAGCUCAGUAUAUUGGUACAUGGAAUAAUGGUAAACGACAAGGUCCUGGUGAACUACAAUUUAAUUAUUAUAGAUAUGUUGGCAAGUUUCGCGAGAAUUAUCCGAAAGGUAAAGGAAAAUUUGUAUUCAAAAAUGGAUAUCAACAAAAUGGAGAAUAUCAUAUCACAUCAACAGCCACUGAAGAUGAGUCAGAAGCACCACCCGAAGUGCAAUACAAAUGGAUUGCACAUGAUGUUGUUGCAACGGAACAAGAACAACCGUACGAUUUAGAUGAUGAACAAGCAGAAACAUAUAGAUCACAAGAACAAGAUACUCUGCAAAACACAAAUGUUGUAUCUGAUGGUGAACAUCUAGAUAAUGAAUUAAAUGCAGAGACAGGCGAUGCGGCAGAUGGUAAUGAAGAUAAUGAUGAAAAUCCACAAUUUAAUGAUGAUAUACCAGGCGAAGAACAAUUUGAUGAUGAAGGAUGA